Molecule: messenger RNA, 1340 nt
Organism: Diuraphis noxia (Russian wheat aphid)
Lineage: Eukaryota; Metazoa; Arthropoda; Insecta; Hemiptera; Aphididae
Product: 3-oxoacyl-[acyl-carrier-protein] synthase, mitochondrial
Biological process (GO): fatty acid biosynthetic process
Cellular component (GO): mitochondrion
Molecular function (GO): 3-oxoacyl-[acyl-carrier-protein] synthase activity
Source: RefSeq, a predicted model, not a curated record
ACAAGUGACAUAAGUAUUGCAUGAAUUAAAUUUUUUCAGAGUUAUAAGAAUAAGAGUAUAAAAUUAUGAAAAAAAGAGUUGUAAUAACUGGCAUGGGUGCCAUUUGUCCUGCUGGUGUCAAUAAAUAUACAUCUUGGAAAAAUAUUUUGUCGGGAAAAUCGUUUGUAAGAAAAUUGGACAAUGAUCUUUAUAAAAACAUUCCUUCCAAAAUCGCAGCAACUCUGGAUGGACUGAAGAUUUUACCAGAAUCAGUGCCCAAGAGCAAAGUACGUACAAUGGCCCCUUCGACUCGUCUAGCUCUGAUUGCUGCACAAGAAGCAGUUAAUGAUUCAAAACUUUUUUUGUCUACAGUCGACAAACAAGAUGUUGGGGUCAGUGUAGGAGUAGGAAUGGUGGACUUAGAAGAUGUGUGUCAAACAGCCAAGGCUUUAGAAAUUAGUUAUAGUAAAGUCAGCCCAUACUUUGUGCCACGCAUUCUACUCAAUAUGGCUGCUGGCCAAAUAAGCAUGACUUAUGGUAUACAAGGACCUAAUCAUGCUGUGUCUACUGCUUGUGCGACCGGAGCACAUGCAAUUGGUGAUGGKUUUCGUUUUAUUCAGUAUGGUCAAGCGAAAGCAAUGAUUUGUGGUGCUGCAGAGUCGUGUAUUAGCCCUUUGUCAAUAGCUUCUUUUUGUAGAAUUCGAGCACUMUCUACUCAAAACGAUAAACCCGAAUUGGCAUCAAGACCGUUUGAUGUAAAUAGAGAUGGUUUUGUUAUUGGCGAAGGGUCUGCUAUGCUUAUACUAGAAGAAUUAGAACAUGCUCUUAAUAGAAAUGCUCAUAUUUAUGGAGAARUUUUGGGUUAUGGUCUAUCUGGUGAUGCUUCACACUUAACAGCACCACCAGAAAAUGGCCAAGGAGCCUUAUUAGCCAUGACUAGAGCAAUUUUAGAUGCUAAUUUAGACAAGACACAAAUUUCAUAUGUUAAUGCACAUGCCACCUCAACUCCGGUAGGAGAUGCUAUCGAACUAACAGCAAUUAAAAGACUUUUUGAUGAUCAUUGCAUUAAUGUACAUGUUUCAUCCACAAAAGGUAGUCAUGGUCAUUUACUAGGGUCUGCAGGUAAUUUAGAAAGUAUUUUUACAAUUCUUGCUUGUUAUGAAGGUGUCAUUCCACCAACAGCAAAUCUAAACGAGGUUUGCAAAGAAGCUGAAAAUUUGAUUUGUGUUUCUAAAAGUCCAAUGCUAUGGAAAAAAAGAAAUAGAAUAGCAUUAAAAAAUGCAUUUGGUUUUGGAGGUACAAAUGCAUGUCUCUGUUUUUCUAAUUUUAUUUCAUAAUUUUAAAACUAGUAUAACUUUUAA